Messenger RNA from Moneuplotes crassus, 1045 nucleotides. The record is from the annotation of a GenBank genome assembly. Lineage: Eukaryota; Ciliophora; Spirotrichea; Euplotida; Euplotidae.
UGAAAAUAAAAUAUUUGUUAAUUCUUAUAAAAUGGCUAACGAAACUCAACAGAAAGAUGCUGAGAAAAUGAUGAAGAGUACUGCCUUCAUGGAGGAGUCAUACGACCUUGUUAAUAAGGAGAGGUUUGGACUUUUCUCCCAACCUGGAUCCCUUGCUAUUGGGGAGAAUACAUACGCUCCCACAAAGCAAGCUCACAAAGAUGAGGAUGGAAGAGUUGUGACUGAGCCACCUAAUUUCUUAACCACUAAGGUGAAGAAAGGUAAUAUCGAUCAGGUCCUUUUCUCUGAGCCAGGGUAUAUUACGAGUGGAGACCCUUAUUCAGAUAAAAAGUUAAUUAUGAGAGAAGCUAAAAAGGACGGUCAUAAAGCUGUUAGCGAUAAUGCUUUUAAACCAGCGAAAUCAAUUCCUAGUCCAGUCAAAGCAACGUAUGAGCACAUGCAAGCUGAUGAGCAUGAAAAGAAGAACUUCAGAGAUGCUGAUGGGGCUGUUAAGACUGCUCCAAGAAACUUUACAACCACUGGCCCAAAGCAAGGAGCUCCAGGUACAACCCCUUCUGUCCUUUUUGAAAAAGAGUACUAUCCACACAUAAAGGAUGAAUAUGACAGGAAAAAGGAGCUUGCAUCUGAAGAAUUAAAGGAAAGCAGGAAAAAGAUGCAAGAAAAGCCAUUCAGUCAGAGAAUCAAACCACAGGCUACUUUCAGCAAUGUUCAAGAAGCAUAUGGAGAGGAAGGAAUGAAAUUCCCAAAGAAGAAACCACAGAGAAAGGCGAAGCCACAAGUAGAACAUCCUGGUCCCUUCAAGCCAAGUAAUCCUCCAAAGAAAGGAGUGACUGAUAAGACUUUACAGGCUUUCCCUGAGUAUUUAGAUGACAAGAAGGCUAAAGAAGAUCCUAACUACGGAAAACCAACCCAGAAAAAGGCCAAGAAAGAGGAUGAAAGACCAGCUUGGAAGCCUAACACCUUCUCUAAAUCCAGGCCAACUCCUAGUGUCGCUACCAAUCUAAGAAAUAUUCGUUCUUCCCUUCCUACGAUGAUGAGGAGAUAA